UUAGUUUCAUACUUUCAUAUUGUUUCCAUAUUCGCUUUUCGACUUUUAAGUAGCUAAUUACAAGUUGCUGGCUUUUUCAUAUUUUUUUUACCCGAAUCUAAUCAUGUCCGCGAUUAAGUUUGGUAGCCACCUAAAAGAACUACGAUUGCACUUAUGUCAGUCAUCUUCCUCAAGCAAAGGAGUCCGGCAGUUCAUAGAAAAAUACUAUAUACCGAUGAAAAAAGCAAAUCCAAAGUUUCCCAUAUUAGUACGCGAAUGCAGUGGUGUGGAACCAAAAGUGUUUGCUAGAUUUGAAUUUGGACAAGAACGAAGCGAACAACUAUCUGAUCAAUCAGCGGAUAAUGUACUUAAGAAAAUAGAAGGAUUAGUAAAACAAUAAAAUUUUGGUAAAAGAGAAAUAAUGUUAUUUUAAUAUUAUGUACAUAUUAUAAAAUAUUAUACUAAUAUAUUUUAGUUUUUGUAGUCUGUUGAGCAAUAUGACAUUGAGUUAUUACUGUUUUUAAAUCAUUUAAGUUAAACAAAUAAUUGUAGUUCUUAACUAUUAUAAACCUAGUUAUGAAUAACAUCUUCUUUUCUUUAAAAAAAAUAAUACAUUGGUUGUUAAAAGCAUUUCAUUAUUCAUGUUUGUUGCAAAAUACCAAAACAAUUAUCAUUCAUAAAAAUAAUAAUUAACAACCAAUCCGUGUAAUUAAGAACACUUAUUUACCAUCUGUCAUAAUUUUACAUUUAAUAUUUUGGAAUUCUAAUGUUGCUGGGUCGCUGACAUGUCAAAUGUAAACUAUAGACCAGGCCAAAAAUAUUGAAUUUUUGUUCAAAGUUUUUUCAGAACAAUUUGUGACAUAAUAUGUUUAUUAAUUAUAUCUUUAACAUAGUUGCAACACUAAAUGGAAAUUGUACCUACCAACUUUAAUUUUUAAA
This is a messenger RNA of Acyrthosiphon pisum (pea aphid), 918 nucleotides long. RefSeq names its product NADH dehydrogenase (ubiquinone) B8 subunit (gene ND-B8). The transcript is spliced from 3 exons. Gene Ontology annotation, cellular component: respiratory chain complex I. The record is from RefSeq and is a predicted model, not a curated record. The coding region runs from base 104 to 379 and encodes 91 amino acids. NCBI's taxonomy places the organism in Eukaryota, Metazoa, Arthropoda, Insecta, Hemiptera, Aphididae.